Xenopus laevis (African clawed frog) is the source of this 2605-nucleotide messenger RNA. RefSeq names its product protein phosphatase 1 regulatory inhibitor subunit 1B S homeolog (gene ppp1r1b.S). The record is from RefSeq and is a predicted model, not a curated record. Lineage: Eukaryota; Metazoa; Chordata; Amphibia; Anura; Pipidae. Gene Ontology annotation, cellular component: cytoplasm. Bases 348 to 899 code for a protein of 183 amino acids. Gene Ontology annotation, molecular function: protein phosphatase inhibitor activity. Gene Ontology annotation, biological process: intracellular signal transduction; signal transduction. The transcript has 7 exons.
ACACAGAGGGAAAGGGGAGGAGAAGAGGGUGAGGACAAGGUAUGAAAGAAGAGGAUAGAGAGAAGUAGAGGAACAGGGAAGGACAGAGGAACGAGGGAGAGAAGCAGAGGGAGAAGAGGCAGAGCAAGUUGGGGGACACAGAAGUGCCAGUCGAGGGGCUGAAUAGGCAAAACAAGACAGAGAACAAGAGGAGAGAAGCAACAGGCAGUGCUGGAGGGAGAUUAGAUGUGAGCGGAGAGAAGAGAGAAACACACAGAAGAGGAGAAGUUUGGGGGAAGAGGAAGAAGAAGGAGCAAAGGGUUUGUACAAGGGAUGUGACCUGGUCUCUGACAAGCAGCCCCCCAACAAUGGAACCCAAAGGAAGGAAGAAGAUCCAGUUUACUGUGGCGGCACCCCCUGCCCAUCUGGACCCUCGGGCAGUAGAAAUGAUUCGGAGGCGCAGGCCCACCCCGGCCACCUUAUUUCAAGUGUCGGAACCCCAGUCCCCAGAUGAAGAUCCGACAGGGCCACAGAAGCAGCCCGGGGAUGCUCAGCAGCUCAAAAACAUGAGGCCAAAUCCUUACGCUUACAUUCCCCCAUCACUUAAAGCCAUCCAGCGUAUUGUGCAGUCCCAUUUGCAGUCCCUUGGCUCUCUUAGUGACAGCGACGAUGAAGACGGUGAGCACGAAGGAGAAUCUGGAGAAGACAUGGGGCAAUCCACUCAUGAGUCUCCUGGGGGUGAAGAAGGAGAGAGCAGUUUGCAGAGGGAUGCAGCUGAUGAAGUCCAUGUUACUUGUGGUCUAGAAAACCUAAUGCAUCAAACGUUACUAGAGGAGAGGCCAGAAGAUGCAGAAAACAGCCAAGAUUCACCGACAGAUCCAACGAGUGAGAAGCAGGUCGCCUGUAUGACAGAGCCAUGAUGCCCUGGGCAAUAUACAUGCUACAUGUAACUUUUCCUGGACUGGAAGUGAACCAAUGUUUCCCAAAGAUUAACUUGGCCUAUUCUUUUUCUUUCCCAGCAGCUUCUCAUACUCCCACUUGGUUCCCCCAUUCUGCCACUGCAGGGAGAAAAUCUUAUAUAUUCAUGUCCUAUAUCUGCUUACAGAGUAAUAAAUCUAAUUAAGGUCUAGACAUGGGUUGGACAACCUUGAGCAUUAUUGUGUGAACCAGAAGCACAUUUCGCAGUGUUCCCUACCUAACGUGGGUCUACACAGGGAGAAGAGAAGUCCCAACUUCUAGUUCUUCACUAAAGGAAAUGUGCCCAGUGAUACAAACAGACCAUUUGAACUUUUUUCAUUAUACGGUGUAGGUGCAUAGACUGUCUAUUGUGCAGAAGCCCUGUCCAUUUGGCUGAUAAAAUAUAAACAUGGAACAACUUAGACGAAGAGAAGAGAAUAGGACGGUGGAACUUGCUUCACAUAUUAAUGUUCUACAGGAAAAGAAGUAGUGUGAUAAACUGUUGUGCUGGAGCCAUUAAUGCCAGGAUUCCAGCAAAUUCAUCAUUUCCUUGGUAUAAACAGUAUUUUGUUUCAACUUCUGAAUUUCAUUGGCUUUAAGAAUAAAGCACAAGGGAGGGUGGCGGUGUUCAAACCAGCAGUAUUCAUUCUCCCGCAACACUUUAUAAAAAAAGAAAGGGUGGGUGCACUACGUUUUAUUGCCAAGCGUGGGUUACUGCACUCACUCCCCUAUAGCACUCAUACUCAUGUUGAAGGUGGACCACUGCAGUCAUCACCCUACUGGGCCUCAAUUUAUCUACAUGGAGGCACAGAAGCAGGCAGGGUGAGGGUCAGCUAUCUAAUAAUAUAGAAGGUCUUUGUGGGAUUUCUCUAAAUACAUUGCAAGCAAUAAGAACACACAAAUGAGUAUGGGGACCUGUAAGUACCAAAAAUUAUAUUUGAAUGGUCCCUAGCGUUGGUGGAGAACACACCUCAUGUAUUAAGGGUCUUAUGGUCUCUGCAGUCAUUGCUGAUUACAUUUCUGUUACACGCGUGUAGCUUUGAUUAAGGAACGUUCCCUUAUCUUCAGCCUCACACGGGGCUCUGGUGGUUCUAGUAAGUGACCAUUUGUUGCAGAACGUUUUGCAUGCUCAAUCUUGCAGUUUUGUGCGACAAGUCUCCAAUACAUUUAACUUUAACAAAUAUAGAGAAGAAGUGUCAGUGAGAGGAGACAUUACCUUGCGAGAUGGUCCAUUCACAACUACAGCUAAAUGUUGCUUUAAACUAAAUCCCACGGUGCCUGAAACCUCUUUCUAAAAAGUUAAUUGCUUUUUAACUUGAUUUCCAGGAACCUCUCAGGGCGUUUUGCCCAUUUCUGCAGCAGAAAAACUCUUUCAUAAACAAAAGCCCUUUUAUCUGCAGUAGUAAUAUUCAAAGAAUGCUGAUUAUACACCAAGAAAUGUUCUUUGCUACUGGAUAUUAAUUGUCCUCGGUGGAGCAUUGAAGGUCUUUUGGCUUAUACACCAAGAAAUGUUCUUUGCUACUGGAUAUUAAUUGUCCUCGGUGGAGCAUUGAAGGUCUUUUGGCUUAUGCCUUUAUUAAUAGUAACAUUCCAGUAAUCUGUAUCAUUGUGUAGGUCAUUUUUGGGUUAUCAUUAUUAUGUAGAUAAUAAACUCCAGUUUUACAACUUC